GUACAGACAACGGAACCCCCGCAGGAGAUGGUCUUUAUCAAAUACAAAGAAGCUGAUGAUAACUUAACUAUACACCUGAGGGACAGAGGACAACUUUACUAACUCACUUGAUUUUGGACAAAGGACAACUUUAUGAAAUACUAAAACUAGGAGAGAUGUAGAGAGCUUUACUAGACUGAUCACAUCUGGAAAAGGAUUGCCGUCGAAAGCCUCAAAGAAACGAAGAAGUGACUGGAUAUCGUAACAAAACACCUGUCAAUCAAGAGAAUACCACCUUUAACGCCCAAAACAUUGACGUUUUAAGGAAAGAUUUACCUUCAGAAUAUCAACCACAACUAAAAGAAGUGAAACUCAGAUCCUAAACAGGAGAGAAGCAGGCUCCAUUUCUACCAGGCAGUUUUAAAGAGAUUAACCUGAACAAAUCACAAAUAAUCUUUAGCUGAAAAACCCACCGUUGCAAGAGGAGCCUAGAUUUACAUUUACAUUUACAUUACAUUUAAGUCAUUUAGCAGACGCUCUUAUCCAGAGCGACUUACAAAUUGGGAUAGAAGAGAGGACACUGCUUUUGGAAAAGGAUUGUGUCCAUGUGGAGUGUAUGGAGUGUAUGCGUAGACCUAAGACAAGGACGACUGUGAAGAAGGAAUCGAUGGCAGGCGGAUCCAGGAAGUGCCACCCAGCGCGUAUGUAAACAAAGUGCCAUGCCCAUGCUACGACUAGCCUGGCACAGAGGAGGGUGGGCACAAGGGAGGACCACAGUCUCUCCCUUACUCAUACUGCUCCUCUCCAGUCUGCAGGAUCCCCCAUUAGCUGAUGCCAUGAAGCUGACACUUAAAGAGUUGAUCUCUAAAAGGAAUGAAUAUAGGGAGAACUGCACCAGGAUUUUAGCAGAAAGCUACUUCUCAGGAACUGGAACCUACUGUAACGGGACGGUUGACCUAUUUGUGUGUUGGCCCCACUCAGCUCCUGGUAAUGUGUCAGUGCCCUGUCCUUCUUACCUCCCCUGGGUCACAGAGGAUGACUCCAGGAGUGUGUACAGGCAGUGUCUGUCCAAUGGGAGCUGGCGACUCCAGGAGAAUUCUUCGGAAGCCUGGCGGGACCAGAGAGAAUGCGAUGAGAAACGUUUCUUUGAAGCCGAGGAGAAUGAGGUGUUUCGCCAAGGAGCACUGAGGGUUAUCUCCAUCGUCGGCUACGCUCUGUCCCUCUUCUCCCUCUCUCUGGCCACUCUCCUCAUGAGCAUUCUCAGGAAGCUCCACUGUACGAGGAACUACAUCCACAUGAAUCUGUUUGUGUCGUUCAUGAUGAGAGCCAUAGCCGUUUUCAUAAAGGAGAUCGUUUUACAUGUCAUGUACACCAAGCUACCCAUUGACGACCCAGGGUGGAACUCAUACUCCAACUCAGUGAUAGCGGUGGUAUGUAAGGCCUCCCGGAUGUCCAUGGAGUAUUUUGUAGCCUGUAACUACUUCUGGCUCCUGGUGGAAGCCAUCUUCCUCCACACUCUCCUCUUCACCGCCGUCCUCACCAAGAGACGGCUGCUCAAGAGAUACAUGCUCAUUGGCUGGGGUACUCCAUUCGUGUUUGUGGUGCCAUGGACAGUUACCAAAGUUUUAUUUGAAAAUGAAGGGUGCUGGGCCAAUCAGGAUAGAUGGAUCUGGUGGAUAAUAAGAGGUCCGAUCACUGUAUCUGUGUUGGUCAUUUUCUACAUAUUCAUCAAAAUACUAAUGCUGCUGCUCUCAAAGUUAAAAGCAGACCAAGUGAGAUUCACAGACUACAGAUACAGCUUGGCCAGGGCUACACUAGUCCUGAUCCCUUUACUGGGAAUCCACGAGGUGGUUUUCACUCUCCUGAUUGACGAGUGUGUGGAGGGAAACACCCGCUAUGCCAGGAACGUCAUCAACCUCACCCUCAGCUCCUUCCAGGGAUUCUUGGUUUCUGUGCUGUACUGCUUCGCCAAUGGAGAGUUCCAGGCGGAGCUGAAGAAGCACUGGCAGCUCUUCCGGUUUUCAAACCCCUUCCAGGUCACGCCCUGUAUUCACUACCGGGAUGCGCCCCUCAAACACCUGUGGAAGUGCUCCAGAGGCCGACGCUCCCAUCAAAACAAAUCAUAUGAGGAGGAGGGUGGGCCUGCCACACACUCACACCUGCUGCAGGUGGCGUGGCAGGGGGACGGAGGAGGAGGAGAAGGAGGGGCGGUGGCAGGGUGGAGAGGAAGGGGGAGAGAAAUGGGAGGAUUGGAGUUCCACACCAGGAAGAGUUUGUCAGGUAGUGACGGAGAGAUGACGCUGGGAGAGACCAUGGAGGAGAUACUGGAGGAGAGCGAGUUCUGACCUCCUUUUCUCUCCAGACUGCUAUGAACUGUUACGGGGCCUUGUUUCCUUAUCAAAUCAAAAAAUCUAAUCAAAUCAAAUGUAUUUAUAUAGCCCUUCGUACAUCAGCUGAUAACUCAAAUUGCUGUACAGAAACCCAGCCUAAAACCCCAAACAGCAAGCAAUGCAGGUUUUGACGCACCUUGGCUAGGAAAAACUCCCUAGAAAGGCCAAAACCUAGGAAGAAACCUAGAGAGGAACCAGGCUAUGAGGGGUGGCCAGUCCUCUUCUGGCUGUGCCGGGUGGAGAUUAUAACAGAACAUGGCCAAGAUGUUCAAAUGUUCGUAAAUGACCAGCAUGGUCAAAUAAUAGGUCUGGGACAGGCAGCACGUCCGGUGAACAGGUCAGGAUUCCAUAGCCGCAAGCAGAACAGUUGAAACUGGAGCAGCAGCACGGCCAGGUGGACUGGGGACAGCAAGGAGUCAUCAUGCCAGGUAGUCUUGAGGCAUGGUCCUAGGGACGGCAUGAGCCAGUGACUCAGCCCCUGUAAUAUGGUUAGAGGCAGAGAAUCCCCGUGGAAAGAGGGGAACCGGCCAGGCAGAGACAGCAAGGGCAGUUCGUUGCUCCAGAGCCUUUCCGUUCAUCUUCACACUCCUGGGCCAGACUACACUCAAUCAUAUGACCCACUGAAGAGAUGAGGCUUCAGUAAAGACUUCAAGGUUGAGACCGAGUUUGCGUCUCUCACAUGGGUAGGCAGACCAUUCCAUAAAAAUUGAGCUCUAUAGGAGAAAGCCCUGCCUCCAGCUGUUUGCUUAGAAAUUCUAGGGACAAUUAGGAGGCCUGCGUCUUGUGACCGUAGCGUAUGUGUAGAUAUGUACGGCAGGACCAAAUCAGAGAAAUAGGUAGGAGCAAGCCCAUGUAAUGCUUUGUAGGUUUGCAGUAAAACCUUGAAAUCAGCCCUUGCCUUGACAGGAAGCCAGUGUAGGGAGGCCAGCACUGGAGUAAUAUGAUCAAAUUUUUUGGUUCUAGUCAGGAUUCUAGCAGCCGUAUUUAGCACUAACUGAAGUUUAUUUAGUGCUUUAUCUGGGUAGCCGGAAAGUAGAGCACUGCAAUAGUCUAACCUAGAAGUAACAAAAGCAUGGAUAAAUUUUUCUGCAUAAUUUUUGGACAGAAAGUUUCUGAUUUUUGCAAUGUUACGUAGAUGGAAAAAAGCUGUCAUUGAAACAGUUGUGAUAUGUUCGUCAAAAGAGAGAUCAGGGUCCAGAGUAACGCCGAGGUCCUUCACAGUUUUAUUUGAGACGACUGUACAACCAUUAAGAUUAAUUGUCAGAUUCAACAGAAGAUCUCUUUGUUUCUUGGGACCUAGAACAAGCAUCUCUGUUUUGUCCGAAUUUAAAGUAGAAAGUUUGCAGCCAUCCACUUUCUUAUGUCUGAAACACAUGCUUCUAGCGAGGGCAAUUUUGGUGCUUCAUCAUGUUUCAUUGAAAUGUACAGCUUUGUGUCAUCCGCAUAGCCGUGAAAGUUAAUAUUAUGUUUUCGAAUGACGUCCCCAAGAGGUAAAAUAUAUAGUGAAAACAAUAGUGGUCUUAAAACGGAACCUUGAUGAACACCGACAUUUACAGUUGAUUUGUCAGACGACAAGCCAUUCACAGAGACAAACUGAUAUCUUUCCUACAGAUAAGAUCGAAACCAGGCCAGAACUUGUCCGUGUAGACAAAUUUGGGUUUCCAAUCUCUCCAAAAGAAUGUGGUGAUCGAUGGUAUCAAAAGCAGCACUAAGGUCUACGAGCACGAGGACAGAUGCAGAGCCUUGGUCUGAUGCCAUUAAAAGGUAAUUUACCACCUUCACAAGUGCAGUCUCAGUGCUAUGAUGGGGUCUAAACUGAAGCAUUUCGUAUACAUUGUUUGUCUUCAGGAAGGCAGUGAGUUGCUGCGCAACAGCCUUUUCAAAAAAUGUUGAGAGGAAUGGAAGAUUCGAUAUAGGCCGAUAGUUUUUUAUAUUUUCUGGGUCAAGAUUUGGCUUUUUCAAGAGAGGCUUUAUUUCUGCCACUUUUAGUGAGUUUGGUACACAUCCGGUGGAUAGAGAGCCGUUUAUUAUGUUCAACAUAGGAGGGCCAAGCACAGGAAGCAGCUCUUUCAGUAGUUUAGUUGGAAUGGGGUCCAGUUUGCAGCUUGAAGGUUUAGAGGCCAUGCUUAUUUUCACCAUUGUGUCAAGAGAUAUAGUACUAAAACACUUGAGUGUAUUUCUUGAUCCUAGGUCCUGGCAGAGUUGUGCAGACUCAGGACAACUGAGCUUUGAAGGAAUACGCAGAUUUAAAGAAGAGUCCGUAAUUUGCUUUCUAAUAAUCAUGAUAUUUUCCUCAAAGAAGUUCAUGAAUUUAUUACUGCUGAAGUGAAAGCCAUCCUCACUUUGGGAAUGCUGCUUUUUAGUUAGCUUUGUGACAGUAUCAAAAAGACAUUUCGGAUUGUUCUUAUUUUCCUCAAUUAAGUUGGAAAAAUAGGAUGAUCGAGCAGCAGUGAGGGCUCUUUGAUACUGCACGGUACUGUCUUUCCAAGCUAGUCGGGAGACUUCCAGUUUGGUGUGGCGCCAUUUCCGUUCCAAUUUUCUGGAAGCUUGCUUCAGAGCUCGGGUAUUUUCUGUAUACCAGGGAGCUAGUUUCUUAUGAGAAAUGUUUUUAGUUUUUAGGGGUGCAACUGCAUCUAGGGUAUUGCGCAAGUUUAAAUUGAGCUCCUCAGUUAGGUGGUUAACUGAUUAUUGUCCUCUGAUGUCCUUGGGUAGGCAGAGGGAGUCUGGAAGGGCAUCAAGGAAUCGUUGUGUUGUCUGUGAAUUUAUAGCACGACUUUUGAUGCUCGUUGGUUGGGGUCUGAGCAGAUUAUUUGUUGCAAUUGCAAACGUAAUGAAAUGGUGGUCCGAUUGUCCAGGAUUAUGAGGAAAAACAUUAAGAUCCACAACAUUUAUUCCAUGGGACAAAACUAGGUCCAGAGUAUGACUGUGACAGUGAGUAGGUCCAGAGACAUGUUGGACAGAACCCACUAAGUCGAUGAUGGCUCCGAAAGCCUUUUGGAGUGGGUCUGUGGACUUUUCCAUGUGAAUAUUAAAGUCACCAAAAAUUAGAAUAUUAUCUGCUAUGACAAGGUCUGAUAGGAAUUCAGGGAACUCAAUGAGGAACGCUGUAUAUGGCCCAGGAGGCCUGUAAACAGUAGCUAUAAAAAAAUGAUUGAGUAGUCUGCAUAGAUUCCAUGACUAGAAGCUCAAAAGACGAAAACGUCAUUUUUUUUUGGUAAAUUGAAAUUUGCUAACGUAAAUGUUAGCAACACCUCCGCCUUUGCGGGAUGCACGGGGGAUAUGGUCACUAGUGUAACCAGGAGGUGAGGCCUCAUUUAACACAGUAAAUUCAUCAGGCUUAAGCCAUGUUUCAGUCAGGCCAAUCACAUCAAGAUUAUGAUCAGUGAUUAGUUAAUGGACUAUAAUUGCCUUUGACGUAAGGGAUCUAACAUUAAGUAGCCCUAUUUUGAGAUGUGAGGUAUCACGAUCUCUUUCAAUAAUGACAGGAAUGGAGGAGGUCUUUAUCCUAGUGAGAUUGCUAAGGUGAACACCGCCAUGUUUAGUUUUGACCAACCCAGGUCAAGGCACAGACACGGUCUCAAUGGGUAUAGCUGAGCUGACUACACUGACUGUGCUAGUGGCAGACUCCACUAAGCUGGCAGGCUGGCUAACAGCCUGCUGCCUGGCCUGCACCCUAUUUCAUUGUGGAGCUAGAGGAGUUAGAGCCCUGUCUAUGUUGGUAGGUAAGAUGAGAGCACCCCUCCAGCUAGGAUGGAGUCCGUCACUCCUCAGCAGGUCAGGCUUGGUCCUGUUUGUGGAGGCCAGAGAUUAUUACUGGCUAGGAUGGAGUCCGUCACUCCUCAGCAGGCCAGGCUUGGUCCUGUUUGUGGGUGAGUCCCAGAAAGAGGGCCAAUUAUCUACAAAGUAUAUCUUUUGGAAGGGGCAGAAAACAGUUUUCAACCAGCGAUUGAGUUGUGAGACUCUGCUGUAGAGGUCAUCACUCCCCCUAACUGGGAGGGGGCCAGAGACAAUUACUCGAUGCCGACACAUCUUUCUAGCUGAUUUACACGCUGAAGCUAUGUUGCACUUGGUGACCUCUGACUGUUUCAUCCUAACAUCGUUGGUGCCGACAUAGAUAACAAUAUCUCUAUACUCUCUACACUCGCCAGUUUUAGCUUUAGCCAGCACCAUCUUCAGAUUAGCCUUAAUGUCGGUAGAUGGAGUCAUUCCUAUAUGAUACAAGUCCUUUGACAGACAACGGUCACAUCUUGCGUAUAACAAUGAUGUUGUAUCUUUGUACAGAUUCUUUGUAUGGUACCUUGUGUAUCAUUGUGUAUGUGAGCAAUGUUCAAGGAUGUUAAUGCUAAAUCAUAAAACACACACAGUACCAGUCAAAAGUGUUUCUUUAUUUGUACUAUUUUCUACACUGUAUAAUAAAAAAAUGAAGACAUCAAACCUAUGAAAUAUGAUCAUCAUGUCGUAACCCCAAAAAGUUUUAAACAAAUCAAAAUACAUUUUAGAUUUUAGAUUCUUCAAAGUCGCCACCCUUUGCCUUGAUGACAACUUUGCACACUCUUGGAUUUCUCUCAACCAGCUUCACCUGGAUGCUUUUCCAACAGUCUUGAAGGAGUUCCCACAUAUGUGACCGACCACCUUGAUUCGGUCUUAUGUAGCAAAAUUUUACAUAUGAUAAAAGCAGAGACACAGAGCUACAAAGUGGUUUAUCAUACACUGCAUUUGAGGAACAAUGGGGAAGUAAUUCUGCUUUGAAAGUUGACAAACUUAUAACCUCACUUUUGAGAAAAUGGCCUUUAAAUGUUUUGGUAACUACUGGAGAGCUCUUCUUUGUCUACCCUCAUUCAGCAUCAUUCACACCCUCUUAAGCUUUAGCCCCCAACCAAACUCUGACCAUUUAACUCAUCCUAGCAGAGUUGGUUAGGAUGUUUUCAUGUUACCCAGAGCAUUGGUGGCUGUAACUAUGCUGCUGGUAAAAAUUUAAUUAAGUUUAUUUGCCAACAUUUCCUGACACUGGCCAUAUUGAACGGGUGUUGAGCGUUCUUAAAUUCAUCAGUUAUUCUGCGCUCUGGCACACUCAGACGAGAGUGCUCUGGAAUCGGAGUAGAUGGCCAGACUGAAUUUACGAACGCACCCAAAAUGGUUACUUGUAUAGUGGGGUCUUUCGUUAAGACAUGUAGCUAGCUAGCUACAUCCAAGACCCCACACAUUGUUUAGCUAGCUAGCUAAUCCCAACUCAUGACGUUACCACCCUGAAUGAAUUUGCAGGUAGCUAACCAACCAGGUUCAAUGUUAGCUAGCUAACAUUAGGCUAUAACUAGCCAAGCAAAUAGCUCUGAGAUACGAAUAAUAAGAUCAUACACGUAACGUUGGCUAGCGAGCCAGCGAGCUAACGUUAUCUAGCUAACAGUACACUUUGACUUGAAACGAAACCACUUUCUUUUAAAAUUAGAAACAUGUAAUAUCUGAAAAUGUAGCUAGACUAUCUUACCCAUAUACAUCAUGGAUGGACGUGACUCCUGGCACGGAUACCAUGGGUGCCUUUACUUUGAAUAUGUAAUCUUGAGACAGGUGUUUUUUCUCCAUGUCCUUAGCUAUCAAACUCGAAUCCCACUGAUUUCAAAACUCGGUCCUCCAGAAAGUGGACAACAACACCUGCAGUUAUACUACGCAAUACAUUACAAAAAAGCUGCGUUAGACGGGAUUACCUACACAUACUGACCAGCUCAAAUAGACAGAAGCUAUAUGUCAAACCAAUCCAAACUCAUCUCUCGGCAUGUCCAGCCCACUCAUUAUCUCAGCCAGUCAUUGCUAGUGGGAAGGUUGCUGCUUUUUUCUCAGGCUAAACCAACUAGGCUAGUAAUUUAAGAAUUUUAUGCAUAUUUACAGAUGGCAUUGUUAUUAAGGCACAUGAAAGUUCACUGUUCGAGAUUUCUACCUUGAUAAAAAAAUAAAAGUUUACGUUCAAACGGCUCUCCUGUGAAGUAGUGACCAUAUUUUCCUGAAACGAGUCACAUAUGCUGAGCACUUGUUGGCUGCUUUUACUUCACUCUGCGGUCCAACUCAUCCCAAACCAUCUCCAUUGGGUUGAGGUCAGGGGAUUCUGGAGGCCAGGUCAUCUGAUGCAGCACUCCAUCACUCUCCUUCUUAGUCAAAUAGCCCUUACACAGCCUGGAGGUGUGAUGGGUCAUUGUUGAAAAACAAAUGAUAGUCCGACUAAGCGCAAACCAGAUGGGAUGGCAUAUCGCUGCAGAAUGCUGUGGUAGCCAUGCUGGUUAAGUGUGCCUUGAAUUCUAAAUAAAUCAGUGACCAUGUCACCAGAAAAGUACCCCCUCACCAUCACACCACCUCCUCCUCCAUGCUUCAAGGGGGGAACCACACAUUCGGAAAUCAUCCAUUCACCUACUCUGCGUCUCACAAAGACAUGGCGGUUGGAACCAAAAAUCUCUAAUUCGGACUCAUUAAACCAAAGGACAGAUUUCCACCAUUCUUUAAAGAGUGGUUUCUUUGCAGCAAUUCGACCACGACGGCCUGAUUCACGCAGUCUCCUCUGAACAGUUGAUGUUGAGAUGUGUCUGUUACUUGAACUCUGUGAGGCAUUCAUUUGGGCUGCAUUGUCUGAGGCUGGUAACUCAAAUGAACUUAUCCUCUGCAGCAGAGGUAACUCUGGGUCUUCCUUUCCUGUUGUGGUCCUCAUGAGAGCCAGUUUCAUCAUAGCGUUUGAUGGUUUUUGCGACUGCACUUGAAGAAACUUUCAAAGUUCUUGAAAUGUUCCGGAUUGACUGACCUUCAUGUCUUAAAGUAAUGAUGGACUGUCAUUUCUCUUUGCUUAUUUGAUCUGUUCUUGCCAUAAUAUGGACUUGGUCUUGUACCAAAUAGGGCUAUCUUCUGUAUAUCACCCCUACCAUGUUACAACACAACUGAUUGGCUCAAACGCAUUAAAAAAUGAAAGAAAUUCCAGAAAUUAAGUUUUACAAGGCACACCUGUUAAUAUACAUGCAUUCCAUGUGACUACCUCAUGAAGCUGGUUGAGAGAAUGCCAAGAUAGUGCAAAUCUGUCAUCAAGGCAAAGGGUGGCUACUUUGAAGAAUCUGAAACAUAAAAUCUAUUUUGAUUUGUUUAAAACUUUUUGUUGCUUUUUGUUUUAUUUUAUAGUUUUGAUGUCUUCACUAUUAUUCUACAAUGUUGAAAAUAGUCAACUAGAAUAAAGAAAAACCCUUUAAUGAGGAGGUGUGUCCAAACGGCUGACUGGUACUGUAUUUAUGUACAUUUUAUCAGAAUGACUCAAAUGAAACUUUAUCACAUAAAGGUACUAACGACAGAUAUAUAAACAUAAUUUAAUACACUCAAAACAGUAGAGCAUUGACAGGUAAGUGUUGGUAUUGAACAUACUAAUAUUGGUCUUUGACAAAGUACAGUGUGAAGGAUAAGUCUUACAGUAAUGUGCACGAUGUGGGUAUUAUCAUGUAUUUGUCAUAUCUAAAAUGUAUCCUUAAAGGAAUAUAUACAUUAAAGGGAAUUUUGUGUUUGAAACAAAUCUCUGCUACUGAUUACUAAAUAAUAAAAAUGUAUAUACGGUAAUGAUACCAGAUAAACGUGCUGUUCCAACGGCACACUUGAACAAGUACUAUGUUACAAACUUAACAACAAACAUUGCAA
This is a messenger RNA of Oncorhynchus nerka (sockeye salmon), 10022 nucleotides long. RefSeq names its product glucagon-like peptide 2 receptor. Gene Ontology annotation, biological process: adenylate cyclase-modulating G protein-coupled receptor signaling pathway; cell surface receptor signaling pathway. Gene Ontology annotation, cellular component: plasma membrane. The transcript has 13 exons. NCBI's taxonomy places the organism in Eukaryota, Metazoa, Chordata, Actinopteri, Salmoniformes, Salmonidae. Bases 699 to 2324 code for a protein of 541 amino acids. Gene Ontology annotation, molecular function: peptide hormone binding; glucagon receptor activity. The record is from RefSeq and is a predicted model, not a curated record.